Molecule: messenger RNA, 1854 nt
Organism: Cajanus cajan (pigeon pea)
Lineage: Eukaryota; Viridiplantae; Streptophyta; Magnoliopsida; Fabales; Fabaceae
Product: NADP-dependent glyceraldehyde-3-phosphate dehydrogenase
Molecular function (GO): lactaldehyde dehydrogenase (NAD+) activity
Source: RefSeq, a predicted model, not a curated record
UAUAUAUAUAUAUAUAUAUAACCCAAAGUACAGACCUCAAAUCAAAUUGAAAUUGAAUCACUUGUUCAACAUGGCUGGCAGUGGUACCUUUGCAGAGAUCAUCGAUGGUGAUGUCUUCAAGUACUACUCACAAGGCCAGUGGAACAAGUCCUCUUCUGGAAAAUUCGUUCCCAUCAUCAAUCCCACCACUAGGAAGACCCACUUCAAGGUCCAAGCAUGUACCCAGGAAGAGGUUAAUAGGGUCAUGGAAUCAGCAAAAACCGCUCAAAAAUCAUGGGCCAAAACUCCACUGUGGAAAAGAGCAGAGUUGCUUCACAAGGCUGCAGCAAUACUGAAGGAGCAUAAAGCACCUAUUGCUGAGUGCCUUGUUAAGGAGAUUGCAAAGCCAGCUAAGGAUGCUGUCACUGAAGUGGUCAGAUCAGGGGAUUUGGUGUCAUAUUGUGCUGAGGAAGGGGUGCGAAUUCUUGGGGAAGGAAAGUUUCUGGUCUCUGAUAGUUUUCCAGGCAAUGAAAGAACCAAAUACUGUCUCACUUCCAAGAUUCCACUUGGAGUUGUUUUAGCCAUUCCACCUUUCAACUAUCCUGUUAAUCUGGCUGUUUCAAAGAUUGCUCCAGCGCUGAUUGCUGGAAACUCCAUUGUGCUUAAACCCCCAACUCAGGGUGCUGUUGCUGCACUACAUAUGGUGCAUUGCUUUCAUUUGGCUGGUUUCCCUGAAGGUCUUAUUAGCUGUGUCACAGGAAAGGGUUCUGAGAUUGGUGACUUUCUUACAAUGCAUCCGGGGGUGAACUGCAUAAGUUUCACUGGUGGGGACACUGGAAUAGCAAUAUCAAAGAAGGCUGGCAUGAUUCCUCUUCAAAUGGAGCUAGGUGGAAAAGAUGCUUGCAUUGUUCUUGAAGAUGCUGACUUGGAUUUGGCAGCGGCUAAUAUUGUAAAAGGAGGCUUCUCCUACAGUGGUCAAAGAUGCACAGCUGUAAAGGUUGCUUUGGUCAUGGAAUCCGUUGCCAACACUCUUGUUAAGAAAAUCAAUGAUAAAGUUGCAAAGUUAACCGUUGGACCUCCCGAGAAUGACUGCGAUGUCACGCCAGUUGUCACCGAAUCCUCUGCUAACUUCAUUGAAGGGUUGGUAAUGGAUGCUAAGGAGAAAGGAGCAACAUUCUGCCAGGAAUACAAAAGGGACGGAAAUCUCAUAUGGCCGUUGCUGUUGGAUAAUGUUCGCCCUGAUAUGAGGAUAGCAUGGGAGGAGCCAUUUGGACCAGUUUUGCCAGUUAUUAGAAUAAAUACUGUUGAAGAAGGAAUUCACCAUUGUAAUGCUAGCAAUUUUGGCCUUCAGGGAUGUGUCUUCACAAGAGACAUUAACAAAGCAAUGCUGAUAAGUGAUGCAAUGGAGACCGGAACAGUUCAAAUUAAUUCAGCACCAGCUCGUGGACCUGAUCACUUUCCUUUUCAGGGUCUGAAGGAUAGUGGAAUUGGUUCUCAAGGAAUCACCAACAGCAUUGACAUGAUGACAAAGGUUAAGACUACAGUAAUCAACUUGCCAGCACCUUCUUACACAAUGGGAUGAGAUGCAUAACAAAUUAUCUAGUUAGUGGUAGUAGUCAGCAUAUAAAGGAGAUGUUUCCAACCUCCCACGUUUCAGCUUAGCCUUGUAGAGAUGAGUGAGGGACAGUAGUAUUGUGUGUUUCAUUGGAGAACAGGGUAUAACAAUUUGUAUAAGUAGGAUAUGAAUCUUGAAUAAAUUAUGGUUCUCCAACUCUACUUGAACUUAUGGUUGUAUCAUGCAUCGAUCGGAUCCAUAGUGUGAUAAUCCUUCAGAUAUAGAUAUGCUAUAAAUCAACUAAGUACAAGUAGAAAUGU